AUGCCUACUUGUUUUGUUUGUAAACAAUGUCUUUUGAGUAUACCAUUAUUAUGUAAGCAUUUUACAAUAUGUCAUCCAGACUAUGAUUUUCUUGAAUAUACUUGUUCUGAAAAUGACUGCAAUAGAACUUUUCACCUUAUUAAUUCCUUUAAAAAACAUCUAGCCACUCAUAAAGAUUAUAACCCGUGUUCAAAAGUGAAAUCACCAAGAGUUACUUCUGGUGAUAAUUGUAGUUCUUCAGUUAACAACAACUGUAGCUCUAGUACACUUAAUGUAUGUAUUAAUAAUGGUAUAGAAACAUCCUACACACCUUUUGAAAAAGACCCUAGUGCCAAUAAUUGUUCUAUACAAGAAGAUUAUGUUAGUUCAUUUUUAUCAAAAUUAUAUGCAAAUCCUCUGGUUCCAAGAAAUGUUGUUCAAACCAUUGUAGAUGAUAUGUCACUAAUUUUUGAUGGUUUAGAUCAUACUUUAAGAAGUAGUGUAUCUAAAUUACUUAUGGAUGGUAAUAUUUCAAAUGAAUGUUUUGAUCAUUUUAACUCAAUUUUAGAAGUUGUAAAACAUCCGUUUAAUGAUUUAAAUACAGAAUACAAACGGUUUAAAUACUAUACUAAACUUGGUACUUACAUUCCACCUCAAGAGUAUGUUGUUGGAGAACAAUUAAAUGAAAACAGACAAAAUAAUAAUUUUGCUUUGGUUCCAGUUAAUUGCACCCAGCAAUUUAUCCCAAUAAGACACGUAUUUUAUAAUUUUUUUAAAAUGAAAAAUGUUUUAUCUGAAACUUUACUUUAUUUAAAUAAAUGUAAACUUUACAACUCAGCUUUAAUGAACUUUACACAGGGAAGUGUUUGGCGCAAAAAACAAAAAGACCACAAAUCCCAAAUAGUAUUGCCAAUUUUUCUCUUUUUUGAUGACUAUGAAGUUGGAAACCCUUUAGGUAGUCAUUCUGGAAUCCAUAAACUUGGUGCUGUGUAUGUUUCUAUCCCAUGUUUACCACCUCAUCGCCAAUCUUCUUUAAAUACUAUUUUUUUAACAUUAUUGUUUCAUUCGUCAGACCGGCAGAAAUUUGGCAAUAAUAUUAUUUUUAAACCUGUCAUUGAUGAGUUGAAUUUCUUAAGAGAGACUGGAAUUGAUAUUGAUACUGAUGAUUUCAAUGGAAAUAUUAAGUUUGAGUUGGGCCUCAUAAUAGGGGAUAAUUUAGGAAUCCAUAGCAUAACUGGGUUUGUUGAGAGUUUCUCAGCAACCCAUGUAUGUCGUAUGUGUAAGAUAGAGAAAAAAGAAAUGAAAAAGCAGUGUUAUGCUGAUGAAAAUCUAUUAAGAAAUUUAGAACAGUAUCACCUUGAUGUUAUUGAAGGUAAUGUUUCUGAUAGUGGUGUGAAAGAAGCUUGUGUAUGGCAUGAUGUCUUAGGUUUCAGUGUGUUAGAUCAAGUAGGCGUAGAUAUUAUGCAUGACUUAUUGGAAGGGGUCUGUAAAUAUGACUUAUCAUUUUUAUUACUAUACUAUAUACAAGAUUUAAAACUUUUUUCCUUACAAGUUUUAAAUGAAAGAUUGCUAUGUUUUGAUUAUGGCCCUGAUAAGGGCAGUAAACCUUGCAUUUUGCAUAUUGAACAUCUAAAAAAAAAUACUAUAAGACUUUCUGCAUCAGAAAUGAUGUCGCUUACACGAUAUUUAGGUUUAAUUAUUGGAGAUUUUGUUCCUAGAGAUGAAACAGUAUGGGAACUUUAUAUUUUAUUGAGGAAAAUUCUUGACUUACUCACAUCUCCUUUGUUACAAAAAGAAUGUUGUGUAUUAUUACAAACCCUUGUUGCUGAACAUCAUGAUUUAUACAUUAAAUUUAGCAAGUUUGAAUUAAAACCAAAGUAUCAUUAUAUGGUACAUUACCAUACAAUGAUGGAAAAAUUUGGUCCAUUAAUUUCCCUAUGGUCUAUGCGUUUUGAAGCGAAACAUAGAAUUUCUAAAAUUUCAGCAAAUACUUCUAGCAAUCGCCGUAAUAUAUGUAAAACCCUUGCUAUAAAACACCAAUUACAGUUAAAUAACAUAUUUAUUAAAGGAACUUUAAGCGAUGAAAUAAAAUUAGGUCCUUGUACUGAAAUUACUGAUGACAUUGAUAGACAGGCUAUUAGAAAUUUUAUUCAAAAAAAUUCACUUGAUUCAAUAAUAAAUUGCCCAUGGAUAUCAGUUAAAGGUACACGAUACACUCCUAAAAUGAUUCUUACUUUAGAUAUAUGUGAAUUAGAUGGUCCACAUUUUUGUUGUUAA
Messenger RNA from Macrosiphum euphorbiae (potato aphid), 2256 nucleotides. The record is from the annotation of a GenBank genome assembly. NCBI's taxonomy places the organism in Eukaryota, Metazoa, Arthropoda, Insecta, Hemiptera, Aphididae.